ACCUGUCUCUCCAAAGGCAAGGCCUUUGCUUGUUUGCAUCACACAGAUGUCAAAUGUAUAAAAAAAAAUUGUAUUUUGUUUAACAGAAUCCUUACAGAAGUAGUCUAUUUUGAUAGUUUAUGAGGAGGAUUAUUGAUAUGAUAGCCCUUGUUAGAAGUUAAAGCAAAUAUAUAUAUUGGUCCGUUAAGUUGAUUGUUUUGUUGCUUCACCCUAUCUAAUUCCUCUCAAGAGGAGAAGGGACUAAUUUCUUUACAAGAAAUGAUUUCUAUUACCAUUCAUCUCCACCCUUUUGUCUCCUCCAGCUUCAGCCACCUUUCAGUGCCAUGGAGGAUGCAGACAUCUUGGCUGCAGACUGCGUCGUCAUAUGUUGCUGUUGCCCUUGCUUGAUCAUUCAGCUCAUCGUCUUUGUCUUGCUCAAACUUCCCUACAAAUUGGCCCAGAAGUCCCAGAGAUUCGCCCGGAGAAAACUUGGCAAGACAAAGUGGAGAAAGAAGAUAACAGGAGGAGAUCCAUACAGACAGGUGCUGAGGAGAAUUGUUGAAGCAAAUUCUUCAAGCAUUCAAGUAAUGGGGGUUCCCGUUCCUCUCAACCACCAUCACCGUCAGCAUGGUUGUGGGUGCUCCAUGGCAGAGAUUGACAAGGUUUUUGAGGAAUUAUCCCUACAGGGAGAGUUUGGUUUUGGGAGCUUUUGGGGGAGGAAGCAGGAAUCAGGAAACUUCUCCCCAAAGUUAGGCCAGGACCAAGACCAGAAGGAAUAUGAAAAUGUUGUACGCUAUCAUUUCAUUCAAGUUAUAAACCCUUUAAAGUAUUUAUCAUAAUCCAGUAAUGUUGUAUAUGAGAA
Nelumbo nucifera (sacred lotus) is the source of this 841-nucleotide messenger RNA. RefSeq lists its product as uncharacterized. Lineage: Eukaryota; Viridiplantae; Streptophyta; Magnoliopsida; Proteales; Nelumbonaceae. The record is from RefSeq and is a predicted model, not a curated record.